AUGAUUGCCAAAAUCGUGCUCGUCGCUUUAUUGGUUGCUGUUGCCUCAGCAGCGGACACAUGUAUCCACUGCAUUUGCCUUCAUGAGUCCGGUUGUAAGGCUAUCGGAUGCAAUAUGGAUGUCGGAUCGCUCUCAUGUGGAUAUUAUCAAAUCAAGCUCCCCUACUAUCAGGAUUGUGGUCAACCCGGGAAACAAUCCGGAGACACGACUGAAACCGCCUGGAAGAGAUGUUCCGAUGAUUACUCGUGCGCGACAACCUGUGUCCAGAAUUACUACAAUCGAUACAGGAGUCAGUGCAACGGUUUGGGAAUGGGCGAUUGCCAGAUUAUGGCUCGAAAUCACAAUGGAGGCCCUCAAGGCUGCAAGAACUCAGCCACCGUCGGCUAUUGGAACAACAUCAAAGGGUGCUGCGGAUGCUCG
This is a messenger RNA of Mesorhabditis belari, 420 nucleotides long. NCBI's taxonomy places the organism in Eukaryota, Metazoa, Nematoda, Chromadorea, Rhabditida, Rhabditidae. The record is from the annotation of a GenBank genome assembly.